Hemicordylus capensis (graceful crag lizard) is the source of this 1020-nucleotide messenger RNA. RefSeq names its product olfactory receptor 4Q3-like. NCBI's taxonomy places the organism in Eukaryota, Metazoa, Chordata, Lepidosauria, Squamata, Cordylidae. The transcript is spliced from 3 exons. Gene Ontology annotation, cellular component: membrane. Gene Ontology annotation, molecular function: G protein-coupled receptor activity; olfactory receptor activity. The record is from RefSeq and is a predicted model, not a curated record. Bases 1 to 1020 code for a protein of 339 amino acids. Gene Ontology annotation, biological process: G protein-coupled receptor signaling pathway.
AUGGAUCUUCUUCUGGGAGAACAAGCUCCCAACAUGAAUGGAUCCACCAUUACAGAGUUUGUUUUGCUGGGCUUCUCCUGCUCACGCACUGUCCAGCUCUUCAUUUUUGCCCUCGUCUUGGCCUGCUACACCACUGUCCUUCUGGGCAAUGUCUUGAUCAUGGUAACUGUGUGGUCGGAGCCCCAGCUCUCUCAAUGCCCCAUGUAUUUCUUCCUUGUCAAUCUAUCCCUCACUGAUGUAUCUUUGGGCUCGUUGGCAGCUCCAAAGUUAGUGAUCGACCUGUUGAACAAUGGCCAUGCCAUUUCCUAUGAGGGCUGUAUGGCUCAGAUAUUUGGUUUCCAUCUCUUUGCAGCUACAGAAAUGUAUCUCCUCACCCUCAUGGCAUAUGAUCGCUACAUAGCCAUCUGCCACCCACUGAGGUACACAACCAUCAUGGGUCAGCAACGAUGUCUCGGUCUCCUCAUACUUUGCUGGAUGGCAGCCUUCAUUCAUUCCACUUUCCAUAUGGCGGUGAUUACCCGUCUCCCAUUCUGUGGGCCCAACGUGCUGGACAAUUUCUUCUGUGACAGUCUACAAGUAAUAAAGCUGGCCUGCUCAGACAUCUAUAUUGUUGAGAAACUUGAAAUGUUGAAUGACAGCUUGGUAAUUCUCCCCUGCUUUCUGAGCUUGCUGGUUUCAUACGUGACCAUCCUGGCCACCCUCUGUGGCCGUUUUGGAAAAAGCAGCAGGAAGACCUUUUCCACUUGUAGUUCCCACCUGACAGUGGUCGGCCUGUUCUAUAUUGCCACUGUCUUGGUCUAUCUCAAGCCCUCCUCCCACUCCCAGCUGGAGAAGAUGGCCUCUGUGUUCUUCAUGGUGGUCACCCCUGCCCUCAAUCCCUUGAUUUACACUCUGAGGAACCAAGAAAUGAAGGUAGCCAUUGGGAAAUUGCAAAACAAGUGUAAACUCUUCCUGUUGUCCCAAAGAGAGUACAUAUGUCUGAGUGAGCAUCUAAAAGAAGAAAGUGAUGGUGCCCAGUGA